AUGCCCCCCAGCUCAGCAGCAGCAGCAACAGCGGCAGCAGCAGCAGCAGCGGUGGCAGCGGCAGCAGCAGCAACAGCGGCAGCAGCAGCAGCAGCGGUGGCAGCGGCAGCAGCAGCAAGUUCGGCAGAGGCUUUGGGGGGCAAGGCAGAGAGGGCGUGGCAGGGUAAAAAGGCGCUCAAGCAGCAGCAGCUGCAGCAACCGCAGCAGCAGCUGCAGCAGAGGCGGCAGCAGCGGCGCGAACAGCAAGAAGCUGCGGAAGAGCAGCAGCAGACGAACGCCUGCAAGCAACGAAGAGACUGGAAGCAGCGGAGCAGCAGCAGCUGCAGCAGCAGCUGCAGCAGCAGCUGCAGCAGCAGCUGCAGCAGCAGCUGCAGCAGCAGCUGCUGGCGCUGGGCUCUGUGCAGCUGA
Eimeria necatrix is the source of this 408-nucleotide messenger RNA. RefSeq lists its product as hypothetical. The coding region runs from base 1 to 408 and encodes 135 amino acids. The transcript has a single exon. The record is from RefSeq and is a predicted model, not a curated record. Gene Ontology annotation, molecular function: ice binding. NCBI's taxonomy places the organism in Eukaryota, Apicomplexa, Conoidasida, Eucoccidiorida, Eimeriidae.